GAGGUAAUGAAGGCGUCCUCCUUAGGGCUCCGGAACAGAGCGUAAAAGGGCGGGAGGCGAAGCUCGCUGACGGGCGUUCUAGCCUUGACUGCUCUGUCUCUAUCACCCUUUGUCCUCCAACCUCCCCUGGGCACUGGGCCUGCGGGCCUGGUUGCUAGGUGGAAGCUGGGCGCGGCGGCGGCCGCCGCGGCCGCCCGGGCGUUUGAAAAGCGGCUACGCAGGCGGCAAAAGGUCCUCGUGCGGCGGGCUCCUCUCUGCUUGCAGACUGGCCGGGCUGCAGCGUGGCUUUUUCCUUGAGUCGGGGCAGAAUUAGGGUCUGGGCUGGCGGCCCGAGGCAGACGAGCCGGGCGCGCUGCAGCAGACGGCGGUGGGACCUGGCUGCGGAGCGGGGUCCGGGCAUCAGGGACCGGGGGCGGGCAGUGGGGGUCCCGCCGGGGGUCCCGGAUUACCCGCGACUCACCUGGACCUCACUUCCCCCAAGCCGCCUUCGCCCCCGGACCGCCCACCGCAACCAUGGUCUCCAAAUCCGACCAACUGCUCAUCGUCGUGUCCAUCCUAGAAGGUCGGCAUUUCCCCAAACGUCCAAAGCAUAUGCUUGUAGUGGAAGCAAAGUUUGAUGGAGAACAGUUGGCUACUGAUCCUGUGGACCACACUGACCAGCCAGAAUUUGCUACUGAGUUAGCUUGGGAAAUUGACAGGAAAGCGCUUCAUCAGCACAGGCUACAGCGUACUCCUAUCAAACUCCAAUGUUUUGCCUUGGAUCCUAUAACUUCAGCGAAGGAAACCAUAGGUUACAUCGUUCUGGAUUUAAGAACCGCUCAAGAAACAAAGCAGGCACCAAAAUGGUACCAGUUGCUGAGUAAUAAAUACACCAAAUUCAAGUCUGAGAUACAGAUAAGUAUUGCUUUGGAAACCGAUACAAAGGCACCAGUGGAUAGCUUUAAAGCAAAGGGGGCUCCCCCUCGAGAUGGAAAAGAGAUGGAAUCUCCCUAUGUUGCCAAGACUGGUCUCGAACUCCUGGGCUCAAGUGAUCCUCCCACCUCAGCCUCACAAAGUGCUGGAAUUACAGUACCUGCCAUCCUGGCUGGACUUGACCCCAGGGACAUUGUGGCUGUGCUGAAUGAAGAGGGAGGCUACCAUCAGAUUGGACCAGCAGAAUAUUGUACUGACUCUUUUAUUUUGUCAGUAACCAUAGCAUUUGCCACCCAGUUGGAACAGUUAAUUCCAUGUACCAUGAAACUUCCAGAAAGACAGCCUGAGUUUUUCUUUUACUACUCUUUACUGGGAAAUGAUGUUACAAAUGAACCCUUCAAUGAUUUAAUCAACCCAAACUUUGAGCCAGAGAGAGCAUCAGUUCGCAUCCGUAGCAGUGUAGAAAUUCUUCGUGUUUACCUGGCUCUUCAGUCUAAACUACAGAUUCAUCUCUGCUGUGGAGACCAGUCACUUGGAAGUACAGAAAUACCUUUAACUGGAUUACUUAAAAAGGGCAGUACAGAAAUCAACCAGCACCCAGUCACAGUCGAAGGUGCUUUUACCCUUGACCCUCCAAAUAGAGCCAAACAGAAGCUUGCACCUAUUCCUGUGGAGCUAGCCCCAACUGUGGGAGUGUCUGUGGCUCUGCAGAGAGAAGGCAUAGACUCCCAGUCUUUAAUUGAAUUAAAGACCCAGAAUGAACAUGAGCCAGAGCAUUCAAAGAAGAAAGUUUUAACCCCCAUAAAGGAGAAGACACUCACUGGGCCAAAAUCACCAAGAGUGUCCCCUGUUCCAUCUCACAACCAGUCACCUCCAACAAAAGAUGAUGCAACAGAAAGUGAAGUGGAAAGUUUACAGUAUGAUAAGGACACCAAACCAAAUCCAAAAGCCAGUUCUUCUGUACCUGCUUCACUGGCCCAGCCAGUGACUACAUCCAAUCCUUCAGAAGUAGCUUCAGGACAGAAGAUUGCUGUACCAGCAACAUCACAUCAUUUUUGCUUUUCAAUAGACUUAAGGAGUAUACAUGCCUUGGAGAUUGGUUUUCCAAUCAACUGUAUAUUAAGGUACUCAUAUCCAUUCUUUGGAAGUGCAGCUCCUAUUAUGACUAAUCCUCCUGUAGAAGUUCGGAAAAACAUGGAAGUUUUUCUUCCCCAAUCUUACUGUGCAUUUGAUUUUGCAACUAUGCCUCAUCAGCUGCAAGACACCUUCUUAAGGAUUCCAUUACUGGUUGAACUAUGGCACAAGGAUAAAAUGAGUAAAGAUUUACUUCUGGGAAUUGCGAGAAUCCAGCUUUCUAACAUCUUGUCUUCAGAAAAAACUCGUUUUUUAGGUUCUAAUGGUGAACAGUGUUGGCGUCAAACUUACAGUGAAAGUGUGCCUAUUAUAGCAGCACAAGGAUCAAAUAACAGGAUAGCAGAUCUUUCUUACACAGUGACUCUAGAAGAUUAUGGACUAGUAAAAAUGCGUGAGAUUUUUAUCUCUGAUUCAUCUCAGGGUGUAUCUGCCGUACAACAAAAGCCAUCUUCUCUUCCUCCAGCACCUUGUCCUUCAGAGAUCCAGACAGAGCCUCGUGAAACCUUAGAAUACAAAGCAGCACUUGAGCUAGAAAUGUGGAAGGAGAUACAAGAAGAUAUUUUUGAAAAUCAGCUGAAGCAGAAAGAACUGGCUCAUAUGCAAGCUCUUGCAGAGGAGUGGAAGAAAAGAGACCGAGAAAGAGAAUCACUAGUAAAGAAAAAGGUGGCUGAAUAUACUAUUCUAGAAGGAAAACUUCAAAAAACUCUAAUUGACUUGGAGAAGCGAGAGCAGCAGCUUGCUAGUGUGGAAUCAGAGCUUCAAAGAGAAAAAAAGGAACUUCAAUCAGAACGUCAACGGAACCUGCAAGAACUGCAGGACUCUAUCCGUAGGGCCAAAGAGGACUGUAUUCACCAAGUAGAACUAGAAAGGUUAAAAAUCAAACAGCUCGAAGAGGAUAAACAUCGCCUUCAGCAACAGCUUAAUGAUGCUGAAAAUAAGUAUAAGAUUUUGGAAAAAGAGUUCCAACAGUUCAAGGACCAGCAAAACAACAAACCAGAAAUCCGUCUACAGUCUGAAAUAAAUCUUCUCACCUUGGAAAAGGUUGAACUUGAAAGAAAGUUGGAAUCUGCAACUAAGUCUAAACUGCAUUACAAGCAGCAGUGGGGACGAGCUUUGAAAGAACUUGCCAGACUUAAACAGAGGGAGCAAGAAAGUCAAAUGGCUCGUCUUAAAAAACAGCAGGAAGAAUUGGAACAGAUGAGACUACGUUACCUUGCCGCUGAGGAAAAAGAUACAGUAAAAACCGAGCGACAAGAAUUGUUGGAUAUAAGAAAUGAAUUGAACAGGUUAAGGCAACAAGAGCAAAAACAAUACCAGGAUUCCACAGAGAUUGCAAGUGGAAAAAAGGAUGGCCCCCAUGGCAGUGUAUUGGAAGAAGGUUUGGAUGAUUAUUUGACUCGCCUGAUAGAAGAAAGGGAUACUUUGAUGAGAACGGGUGUGUAUAAUCACGAGGAUCGAAUAAUAAGUGAACUCGACCGACAGAUCAGAGAGAUUUUGGCAAAAAGCAAUGCCAGUAAUUAAUAACAUUUGGAAAAGCUUUAUAGAGACUCUAAGUCUAAAUUUUAAUUUCUUUGUAAAACCCUCAAAAGUGAGGAAAAUGGAUGUUUUAAAAUGGUAUUUUCAGUUUUUUAUAAGCAAAAUUUUGUAUGUUAUUGUAUAGUAUUUAUUUGAUCUUAUUUACUUUAUGCUACCUCUCCCACACUGGUUUUAUUUGUAAUUUGCAUUUUAUAUACUCAUUUUGAAUGACUUUUCAGUGUUUUUCAUAGUUUAUAAUCUGAUGGCUAACUUUCAAAACAGCUUUUAACUAAGUUUGUUGUAGGAGAAAUGACUGCGGUAAUUUCCAGUUCUAUAAUGUUUCAUGUUGAGCCAAAAGAGUAUAUCUUGCACUUUAAAAAUGCUGCGUCCUAUUCCAUUUGAAUGUAAAUUCUUAAAAGUUGAGACCAAUUGUAACCAGUUUAACUCAUUUUAGAUGACCUUUUUUUUCUUAACUUACAAUAUUUGCAAGUGACAAGUUUGAAAACAAAGCAAGAUCAGUGCAGAGAAGCCAUAUGACAUGUUGGGUGACAAAUUGGUCACUUAUUUAAAUAAAGUUAAUACAGAUUAAAUGUGUUUCAAGAGCUAUUGAAUUUUCAAAUUUUCAGUGUACUUAUAACUUUUAAGAACAUGAAGUAUUAGCUUAAUAUAGUUUUGUCUGUUGGUUUCUUCCUCAAGUUUGCAUUGUUUUCUUUUGUUAAAAUUAGAGAUUUCUUUUUAUUUUCCAGUUAUAGUAAUACUAGCUGUCAGCUUAAACCCUCUGUAAUAGAACAUGGAAACAGACACAUAAAGACAUUAGCUGAAAAAAUAGAGUGAAAAUCAACUAUUUUUUACUCUCGCUAAUUUCAAUCAAUCUUUUUCAAAAGCGCACGAGAUUCAGUCAUUGGAUUUAUGCGGUGCCAUGUCUGUAUAAACUCUAAGAGUUCCUUUAUAUCAUAUUCUUCAGAGCCAACAUUUGUCCUCAAAACAACGCUUCCCACCUCCUUUUACAGAGUACUGAAAAAGUUUUAGCAAAGUCACAGAUUAGGGUGAAUUUCAAAAUAUACGUACUUUAAAAAGUUCUGAUUUCCAAGUAUAAUAAAGUUAAAAUUAAGUAUAUACUUUAGGAAGUUACCAAUAACUUCCAUCAAAGCAGAGUAGGAUAUAUGGUAACAUUAAUUUUCUGUCAUUUUAAAUGAGAUAUAUUUCUUAUUAGGGAAAUUAAAGUCCCUAUAUUUAUUACAUAUUUUUUCCUUAUUAACAGAGUAUUAAUCUAGUAAAAAAUAACCCAGCAGUAAAUAAUAAAGAAAUUACUGAAUGAGAGGAUAAUGAAUCUGAAUCAUAGCAAGAAUUUGCAAUAUUAAUUAUGGUUAGCUAUUUUUCUCUCAUUGAUUUUUGUGCCACUUGAAUGGAACAGAAGCAAGCCUUUUGUUUUGGAAGGUCGGGUAAAAUGCUGUGACUGUUUACUUUCAAUUGCAUUGUGUGUUGCCUGUGACUGCUUUCAAACACUAGAGGGGGCCUCUGAUUUAAAGAAACAAAAGGACUUUUCUAAAAUGGAUGUGUAGUUUAUUUUGCCUUCUGUAAAGCUCUUUUGGCUAUUGUAACUUAACAAAUAAAAUCAUAAUUGUGUGCA
This is a messenger RNA of Pongo pygmaeus (Bornean orangutan), 5191 nucleotides long. RefSeq names its product centrosomal protein 120 (gene CEP120). Bases 514 to 3567 code for a protein of 1017 amino acids. Gene Ontology annotation, biological process: positive regulation of centriole elongation; interkinetic nuclear migration. NCBI's taxonomy places the organism in Eukaryota, Metazoa, Chordata, Mammalia, Primates, Hominidae. The transcript is spliced from 21 exons. Gene Ontology annotation, cellular component: centrosome. The record is from RefSeq and is a predicted model, not a curated record.